Molecule: messenger RNA, 1675 nt
Organism: Enhydra lutris kenyoni (northern sea otter)
Lineage: Eukaryota; Metazoa; Chordata; Mammalia; Carnivora; Mustelidae
Product: solute carrier family 38 member 11
Exons: 12
Coding region: 284-1675 (463 amino acids)
Biological process (GO): amino acid transmembrane transport
Molecular function (GO): amino acid transmembrane transporter activity
Source: RefSeq, a predicted model, not a curated record
UCGUAUUAGGAAGGUGCAUUGGCUGGGCAAGCUCCCGGAAGAAAGCGCCCCGGGCUGCUGCUGUAGCCGAGGGAGCUCUGAGCUGCAGCCCGCGCGCCAGGGGAGCCGAGGAGGUGGGGCCAGGGGCGACCGCCGGACCGCUCGCUCCCCUCUCCCGUCGCGUGCGCGCGUGCGCGCGUGCGCGCGAACUCCAGCUGGAGGAGGUCGCCGAGGAGGAUGGUCAGGCUUGACUAGGCUACCGAGGCCCUCAAGCCUUCCACGUGCUGAGGACUCUGUAGCGGCCAUGGGCUACCAGGCACAGGGGCCCGUCAUCCCGCAGCAGAGCAAUCUAGAUGACAGAGAAACCCUCGUUUCUGAACAGAAGCACAAAGGGAAAACUUAUCACCAGUUCACAGCUGUUUUUAAUGUUGUCAACUCGAUUAUAGGAUCUGGUAUAAUAGGAUUGCCUUAUUCAAUGAAGCAAGCUGGUUUUCCUCUGGGAAUACUACUUUUAUUCGGGGUUUCAUAUGUUACAGACUUUUCCCUUGUUUUACUGAUAAAAGGAGGGGCCCUCUCUGGAACAGACACUUACCAAUCUUUGGUCAAUAAAACCUUCGGCUUUCCAGGAUAUCUCCUCCUCUCUGUUCUUCAGUUUUUUUAUCCUUUUAUUGCUAUGAUAAGUUACAACAUAAUAACUGGAGAUACUUUGAGCAAAGUCUUCCAAAGAAUUCCAGGAGUUGACCCUGAAAACUUGCUUAUUGGUCGCCACUUCAUUAUUGUGCUUUCCACGGCUGCCUUUGCUCUGCCUUUGUCCUUGUAUCGAGAUAUAUCGAAGCUUGGAAAGAUCUCUUUUCUUUCUACAGUUUUAACAACGCUGAUUCUUGGAAUUGUAAUGGCAAGGGUAGUCUCAUUGGGUCCAUAUAUACCAAAAACAGAAGAUGCUUGGGUAUUUGCAAAGCCCAGUGCCAUUCAGGCUCUUGGUGUGAUGUCAUUCGCAUUCAUUUGCCACCAUAACUGCUUCUUAGUUUAUGGUUCUUUGGAAGACCCCACAGUAGCUAAGUGGUCCCGCAUCAUCCACAUGUCCACCUUGGCUUCUGUACUCAUCAGUACUCUCUUUGCUACAUGUGGAUACUUGACCUUUACUGGCUUCACCCAAGGAGACUUAUUUGAAAACUAUUGCAGAAAUGAUGAUUUGGUAACAUUCGGAAGGUUCUGUUAUGCAGUCACUGUCAUUUUAACGUACCCUAUUGAAUGCUUUGUGACUAGAGAGGUAAUUACCAAUGUGUUUUUUGGUGGGAAUCUUUCGUUGGUCUUCCACAUUAUUGUAACAGUGGUUAUCAUUACUGUAGCCAUGCUUAUAUCAUUGCUGAUUGAUUGUCUUGGAAAAGUUUUAGAACUCAAUGGUGUGCUCUGUGCUGCUCCACUAAUUUUUAUCAUUCCAUCAGCAUGCUAUCUGAAACUGUCUGAAGAACCGAGGACACACUCAGAUAAGAUUAUGUCCUGUGUCAUGCUUCCUGUCGGUGUUAUGGUGAUGGUUACUGGACUCCUCAUGGCCAUCACAAAUCCUCAAGACUGCACCCAUGGGCAGGAAAUGUUCUACUGCUUUCCUGACAAUCUCUCCCUCACAAACAUCUCAGUUUCUCAUCUUCAACUGACAACACAACUUUCAGUUUUAAACAGCAGUAUCUUUCAAUGA